AAUGCGUUCCAUAUGACAAGCCUUUCAAUUCAUAAAAAAUACUUAAACGACCCUUGACUAUGCAAAAACAGAGUGUUGAAUAGAGUUCUGUGAUUGGUUCGCUUAUGUUACGCACUUCACUCCGCUAACUGACAUGACAUUCCUGUCAUUCAAACGGUGCAACGGUUUAUAAGUGUCGUUAUUUUGUGGAUUUGUGAAUUAAAUAAUAUAAAUAAAUAUGGAUAAAACUACAACUAUCAGGCUCACACAUCAACUGAAAAGCUGCUGGAAUAAUUUAAAGACCCAAAGAAUGAAAGAACUUUCUCAGGAAUCAAUCAAACGUUCUCAACACCCACUAGUAGGUAUCAAGAAAUUAAGAUUAGUAGUAGCAAGAAUGAAGAUUAAGACAGAAACAAGAAUCAAACGCACCACAUUGAAUAAUAUACAACAAGACCAGGCUUUGCACGAGUUGGGGCUACAAAGAGAAAAAAUAUUGAUAGAAAGAGAAAACAAUUUGUUAGAACAUGAAAAAAAGCUUUAUGAUUUACAAAUACAUAAAAUUAAAUUAGACAUUGAAGAUUGAUGAAAAUAAAACUUUAUUAAAAAUUUUAUGUUUUAUUUGCCACUAGCAACUGAUACAUUAUGUAGGUGGCACUGGAAGGCCUCCUCGCAGUUAAUUUCCUCAGGUCUUCUUUUAUCAGUGGUAAAAGUAUGAAAAGUACCCCA
Ostrinia furnacalis (Asian corn borer) is the source of this 705-nucleotide messenger RNA. RefSeq lists its product as uncharacterized. The coding region runs from base 218 to 562 and encodes 114 amino acids. The transcript is spliced from 3 exons. The record is from RefSeq and is a predicted model, not a curated record. Lineage: Eukaryota; Metazoa; Arthropoda; Insecta; Lepidoptera; Crambidae.